Messenger RNA from Fukomys damarensis (Damara mole-rat), 1260 nucleotides. RefSeq names its product glucokinase (gene Gck). Gene Ontology annotation, molecular function: ATP binding; glucokinase activity; fructokinase activity. The transcript has 10 exons. Gene Ontology annotation, biological process: glucose 6-phosphate metabolic process; intracellular glucose homeostasis; regulation of insulin secretion. Bases 124 to 1260 code for a protein of 378 amino acids. The record is from RefSeq and is a predicted model, not a curated record. Gene Ontology annotation, cellular component: mitochondrion; cytosol. NCBI's taxonomy places the organism in Eukaryota, Metazoa, Chordata, Mammalia, Rodentia, Bathyergidae.
CAGAAGCACUUCACAGCCAGGGAGCCUCACCUGUCCUCAGACACCACAGUGGCAGCCACACUCCAGCCUCAGCAGGCAGCAGCAGCUCCACUCUCCAAACCUCCCUGGUGGCUCCUCAGACAGAUGGCCGUGGACGAGGCCAGGAGCCUGGCCCAGGCAGCCUUGACGCUGGCGGAGCAGAUCCUGGCAGAGUUCCAGCUGCAGGAGGAGGACCUGAAGAAGGUGAUGCGGCGGAUGCAGAAGGAGAUGGACCGCGGCCUGCGGCUGGAGACCCACGAGGAGGCCAGCGUGAAGAUGCUGCCCACCUACGUGCGUUCCACCCCAGAAGGCUCAGAAGUCGGAGACUUCCUGUCCCUCGACCUGGGGGGCACCAACUUCAGGGUGAUGCUGGUGAAGGUGGGGGAGGGGGAGGAGGGACAAUGGAGCGUGAAGACCAAACAGCAGAUGUACUCCAUCCCCGAGGACGCCAUGACGGGCACCGCAGAGAUGCUCUUCGAUUACAUUUCCGAGUGCAUCUCCGACUUCCUGGAUAAGCACCAAAUGAAGCACAAGAAGCUGCCCCUGGGCUUCACCUUCUCCUUCCCUGUGAGGCACGAGGACAUCGACAAGGGCAUCCUCCUCAACUGGACCAAGGGCUUCAAAGCCUCAGGAGCAGAAGGGAACAACAUCGUGGGGCUUCUGCGAGAUGCCAUCAAGAGGAGAGGGGACUUUGAGAUGGACGUGGUGGCCAUGGUGAAUGACACAGUAGCCACAAUGAUCUCCUGCUACUACGAAGACCACCAAUGUGAGGUCGGCAUGAUCGUGGGUACAGGCUGCAAUGCCUGCUACAUGGAGGAGAUGGAGAACGUGGAGCUGGUAGAAGGGGACGAGGGCCGCAUGUGCGUCAACACCGAGUGGGGCGCCUUUGGGGACUCUGGCGAGCUGGACGAGUUCCUGCUGGAGUACGACCGCAUGGUGGAUGAGAGCUCCGUGAACCCCGGUCAGCAGCUGUACGAAAAGCUCAUUGGCGGGAAGUACAUGGGCGAGCUGGUGCGGCUGGUGCUGCUCAAACUGGUGGACGAGAACCUGCUGUUCCACGGGGAGGCCUCAGAGCAGCUGCGCACGCGCGGCGCCUUCGAGACGCGCUUCGUCGACGCCUCCCCGUCCUCCCCCCGCAGCGACCCGGGUGACCGCAAGCAGAUCCACAACAUCCUGAGCACCCUGGGGCUGAGGCCCUCAGCCACCGACUGCGACAUCGUGCGACACCCAUGUUCCACAUGA